Manis pentadactyla (Chinese pangolin) is the source of this 6140-nucleotide messenger RNA. RefSeq names its product G protein subunit alpha q (gene GNAQ). NCBI's taxonomy places the organism in Eukaryota, Metazoa, Chordata, Mammalia, Pholidota, Manidae. Gene Ontology annotation, molecular function: GTPase activator activity; GTPase activity; guanyl nucleotide binding. The coding region runs from base 132 to 1211 and encodes 359 amino acids. The transcript has 7 exons. Gene Ontology annotation, biological process: action potential; phospholipase C-activating dopamine receptor signaling pathway; adenylate cyclase-modulating G protein-coupled receptor signaling pathway. The record is from RefSeq and is a predicted model, not a curated record. Gene Ontology annotation, cellular component: heterotrimeric G-protein complex.
CCCGGACGCGCGCCCGGGCGGCGGGGGCUCGGCGGCCAACGCUGCCUUGGGGGAACGAGGGCGGGAGGGUGUGUGUGCGCGCGUGUGAGCAGGGGGUGCCGGCGGGGCUGCAGCGGAGGCACUUUGGAAGAAUGACUCUGGAGUCCAUCAUGGCGUGCUGCCUGAGCGAGGAGGCCAAGGAAGCCCGGCGGAUCAACGACGAGAUAGAGCGGCAGCUCCGCAGGGACAAGCGGGACGCCCGCCGGGAGCUCAAGCUGCUGCUGCUCGGGACAGGAGAGAGCGGCAAGAGUACGUUCAUCAAACAGAUGAGAAUCAUCCACGGAUCGGGCUACUCGGAUGAGGACAAAAGGGGCUUCACCAAGCUGGUGUAUCAGAACAUCUUCACAGCCAUGCAGGCUAUGAUCAGAGCCAUGGACACGCUCAAGAUCCCCUACAAGUACGAGCACAACAAGGCUCAUGCACAAUUAGUUCGAGAAGUUGAUGUGGAGAAGGUGUCUGCUUUUGAGAAUCCAUAUGUAGAUGCAAUAAAGAGUUUAUGGAAUGAUCCUGGAAUCCAGGAAUGCUAUGAUAGACGACGAGAAUAUCAAUUAUCUGACUCUACCAAAUACUAUCUUAAUGACUUGGACCGCGUUGCUGACCCUGCCUACCUGCCUACACAGCAAGACGUGCUUAGAGUUCGAGUCCCCACCACAGGGAUCAUCGAGUACCCCUUUGACUUACAAAGUGUCAUUUUCAGAAUGGUCGAUGUAGGGGGCCAAAGGUCAGAGAGAAGAAAAUGGAUACACUGCUUUGAAAAUGUCACCUCUAUCAUGUUUCUAGUAGCGCUUAGUGAAUAUGAUCAAGUUCUCGUGGAGUCGGACAAUGAGAACCGAAUGGAGGAAAGCAAAGCACUCUUUAGAACAAUUAUCACAUAUCCCUGGUUCCAGAACUCCUCGGUUAUUCUCUUCUUAAACAAGAAAGAUCUUCUAGAGGAGAAAAUUAUGUAUUCGCACCUAGUUGACUACUUCCCAGAAUAUGAUGGACCCCAGAGAGAUGCCCAGGCAGCUCGAGAAUUCAUUCUGAAGAUGUUCGUGGACCUGAACCCAGACAGUGACAAAAUCAUCUACUCCCACUUCACCUGCGCCACAGACACCGAGAACAUCCGCUUUGUUUUUGCCGCCGUCAAGGACACCAUCCUCCAGCUGAACCUGAAGGAGUACAAUCUGGUCUGAUUGCGCCUCCUCGACCCCGCCCUUCCCUUCCCUGGUGGGCUACUGAAGCUAUACAAGAGGGACUGUAUUUCUGUGGAAAACAAUUUGCAUAAUACUAAUUUAUUGCCGUCCUGGACUCUGUGUGAACGUGUCCACAGAGUUUGUAGUAAAUAUUAUGAUUUUAUUUAAACUAUUCAGAGGAAAAACAGGAUGCUGAAGUACAGUCCCAGCACAUUUCCUCUCUGUCUUUUUUUUUAGGCAAAACCUCGUGACUCAAUGUAUUUUAAAUUCUCAGUCAUGCACUCACAAAGAUAAGAGUUGUUUCCUUUCUCUCUCUCUCUUUUCUAUCGAGCAAAACAAAGCUGAUUUCCCUCUCCCUAGCCCCUCCCUCCUGAUUUUUUCCUGGGUUACAAUGGCCUUUAUCCUAAUUCAUUCUUGGUCAGAUUUUUCUCUUUCUCGCAAAUGAUACAGUCAUUUGAUUUAAGCCAUCAACAUCAGCUUAAUUUAACUGUGUAGUUUUUGCUGAAGGAUUAUAAGUAUUAAUGUUAUGGUUUUAAAUGUAUGGUCUGGAGACACAUAAGAGUUUUUUUUUUUUAAUCUUAAGUCUAUUGUCUUGCCUCACUUUGGGCUGGGACAGUGUGCCAUCUAAUGGUUCAGUGGCAUUUCUUUUGGAGCUCUCUACCUUCAGCCAUAGCUUGGUUGCUCAGAGAAAUGUAUGGAAGCAAGUAAGGCAAGAGCAAAGUCACACAGGAGGCGUCUUUUUUUUCUCUGUCUCUUUUUAAUACCAUGUGCCAUUGUCCUUCCUCUUUUUUUUUUUUUUAGCCUUCAUUUCUUUAAAUUGCAGAUGCCAAAAAUUAUGCCAACAGACACUACAUUAACCCAAUGGCUGCUACCCAGAACCCUUCCAGAGAUUGUUCCUAAUUUUUCCCCUCGAGACUUUUCCUCCCUUUUUUCCUUAGUGUUUGGGCCACAAUUUUAAAGUGACUUAUGGAUAUGUGUUGCCAAAGCUGGCUUUUUGUAAAACAAAAGAACUUAGAAGCCAGCUUCUUAAAAUAUAAGAGAAUAAGGCUGUGAAGCCUAAAAUCAGCUGGCAAUGAACCCGAAAUGCCAAUUGCCAAACAACUGGUAACUGUAGAUUUGAUUCUCACAGUCCGUUCUUUUCUUUGCCCCUAAGAUCACAUUGUUUAGUGUCCGUUCAUGUGGAGUGUCCACAUCAGCAGUUUAAAAAGUGUCCUGUGUGUGAUACAACAUGAAAUCUGCUUCUCUCUUCAUUUGAAGCCAAUUUUACUCUAUGUUCUUUAAGGUCAAGUAGGUCUGCCAAGAACAUUGGUUGAUAGUAUUCCUCUGACACCUUUAAUUUGCAAAAUCUGAAAUUACUGCUAGUUCACCACCUUUGGGAUCUUUUUAGACUAGUGACUGGUUAAGUUGAACUUAAGGAAGACUUGUGGACUUAUAAGUAACCUCUCAGUGUUCUAUGGAACAUGUAUUUAUGUAACUGAACCUACGAGGAGAGAUGUUUGGAAUUCUCUGUGUGCAAUUUUUCAACAAAUGCAUUGAUGAGCUUUUGUCAAGCAGCUUGAGUUGAAAUACAAUUUGAGAAAAUACAUCAUGAUUGUUUUAAGCCUGCUGGUAAGUUAGAGUUAGGCCAUGACACUGGUCUCAUUUUUAACUAAUGCUGUUGGGCAUGAGUCUAAACUUCCAUAUCAAUCACUCUUUUGGAAACAGCAGAGGGAAGGGAGAAAAUGAACUGCUAGUAGAUGAGUACCAGUGUUACUGAAUAGUAAUGGAAUGUUCUUCUUUACUCUCCCUGCCUCAAACAACACAGGUUACUUUUUUCAAUGCUCAGAAAGCACCUAAACUUAAGAUACAGACUGCCUGUAGGUAUAGUGCAAUUGCGAAUGCUCUAAUCAUUGUACAUACAUCUCUCUCGUAUUGCAGCGUCCAUACUGGCUUUGUAAUCAUUAAUUUUUUGGCAGAUUGAAUGUGCUGUAUUGAUAUGUAUCUAUGUAAUUGUAUCGUAUGUCUUAUAGCUAAUUCACAUUUUGAAUAAUGUUAUUUUAUUUACUUUUUUAAGAGAGGAGAAUGUAAAUUUGUCAGUUUAUUUCUGACUAGGGAUAUUUUUUUUUUCCAUUUAGAAAAGAAAAAAAAAAACCUUGCUAUCGUACAGAGCGGUACUAGCAUCGUGCUGUAUAAAAUCAUUUGCACAUUCCUGAGUAGAGGUAUACUGAUUAUAAGAUCCAAAGGUAAUUUCAUAGCAAACUACAUAAAAUCAGUUGGAGCUUUUAUACAAACAUGGAAACCAACUUUGUAGAACUUUUGCCAUUUGACCUAGGAUUGGAAUAUGAGCUUUUAUACAAUUCAUAUUCUUAUUUGGCAAAUGCAGUUUAGUAUUACCUCUCUGAUGGCCUUUAUUAGAAAGGCAGUUUUAGAAGCUAUUGUGAUCCACUAAGGAAAUGUUUUAACAGCUAGAGACCACUGCUUGCCUGAAAGGGCGAUCUUAAAUUUGGUGCAGCAAAAAAAUAAAAAAACAUUUGAAAGGCCUACAGUGUGUAUAGAGAAAACCUCAUCACAAGAUCAUAAGUGUUACAGUUUUAGGGACUCAAGAUAUUCUAUUUAAUAGAGCUGUAGUAGAUGUAGUCAAUUAAACCUGAUCUCAAAGCUCGAAGCAGCUGAGCAAACAGGGGAAGAUUGUUUUAUUUGUCUUUAUGAAAUUGGGAUGGAAUUGCUAUGCAGAACUGAGGUUUGUGGCUUCACUGUUCAUCUUAGGGUGCAUGACAAGAUCCCUUCUCUUGAGAAAGGAAAAAAUUGAUCACCCGAGCUGCAGUGAUACAUAGAAACCUAAGUGUAUCCACAUUAGUCAAUCAAAGCUAAAGGACUUUCUUUUUGUUUCUUUGGGGUUUUAUUGAAGGGGCUAGGGGCGGGAAGGGAUUCUCUUCAGUUUUGUAUAAAAACAAAGUUUACUCAUGCUUUAUACUAUAUUGUGAUUGCAAGCGUUAUAAGCGUGUGCCACCGGACCCCUAUUGUUGAUGCUCUAGGUAAGGGAGGCCUGUGGCAAGUUUUUAUGGUGACUUGGGCAUGUCUUACUCAAAAAGAAAACAAAACACAAAAACCUUUCUUCAGCAUACCAAGGCAAGCAGCCAUUUCAUGACUCACUUAACACAUUGCAGUGUACCAGUUUACAGAUGAUUUUUCCCUUUUUUGCAUGACAGCAGUUCCAACCCACAGAGAAUUCCUUAUUGUGUAAAUUGGAGGUUUGUUUGAUGCCUUACAGAGCUUAAAUUCAGAAGUUUGUGCCUCAUAUCUGAAACAAAGGGAAAUAACACACCCAUUCCAAAGUAAAUAAAUCCCCUCAACCCUGUUUUUUUUUUUUAAAAAACAUUCCCAUAUAAAGAGCUCUGUUGAAUGUCAUACAUAGACUUAGGGGAAAAAAUCUUCUAAGGAACCUGCAUAUGCUGUUUACGAGCAGAUGACAUCCACAAAAAGUAUUAGAAGAAAACCUGAAACUUUUUUUUUUUUGUAGAUUAGCAGGCCUAAUAUUUUUAAAAGGUAAUUCAGAUAAAGGACAAUUUACUUUUUGUACUUAAGACUCUCUUGAUUGUCAAAGUGUACGAAUUGUAAUUUUAAAAUUUAUACUGCCACAUGAUUGUAAAUUGUAGUUGUCUUAAGUUAGGAAUCAGUGAAAGGCUAUUUAUGCUGGAUUUGGGUCAAAAUGACUUACUUGCAAAAAAAAAUACAUGGGAAGAAAGGGCUGCAUAACAAGAUACUGCAAGACUCAGAUACUGGUUGGAAAUAACCUUCAAAAUACCCACAAUUUCCCUUUGUUUUCAGUUUCUCCUAAAAAGAAUGAAAUGAAAUUUAGCAGAAUGUUAACCCAUACAAAAAUAAAGUAUACCCAAAUAUUGUAAUGUAUAUUGUUGCUCUUCUUCAAUUUAGGUAAGGUUGCAAACUACUUAAUUGGCAAUUAGCAACAUCUCCAUUGAUACAAAUAAGGUGUGCUUGGUAUAUGGUUAAUAUUUUCUUCCAAAGAUCUAUCUUUGGUUAGAAACAUAAAAAAAAUAAAACCAAUACUACUGUAUGUUUAUCUAUCUCUACAUAUUUCCAGCCUAUGUAGCGUUAAUAGAUCUGUCCUGGUAACUGUCUUUGGGAUUUCAUCUUUUGGUUCCACUAAAUUAAGAAAAGAAGUGGCUUAGUUGUAAUCAUUAGCUAGAGAUUUCUGGAGCCAGACACCUGCUGUUGAGUAGAUACUUAGUACAGAGUCUAAAUUUGUCAUUUGUUUUUCUCUCAAAAUAACAAAUCAUGUCCUGUCUUCCUAACUACCUUUCAAUAACACUCUUGACUCUAGAAUCAUCUGUUCAAAGUAUGCGUAUACACCUAGCUCAUGGUAGGUGCUCAAAUACUCAUUUCCUUCUUACCUCCUGUAUCAUGUAGCCUCCAUUUCCCCAUAAGAUUCCAACCCAAUAGUAACUGACAUUUACAUGUUCUGAAGACACCUAUUGGGUAAAGUUGGAGCUUACUUGGAUAAAGGAAUUCUGACUUUCAUUUAAGAUUUGGUAGGCAGGAAAAAAAUAACAAGGAGGAAGACAUUCUUCAGGAGAAUAUUUUUAAGUUUAGGAAGAAUGAAGGGAAAUGAUGUAACUUCGUUCAGGUUACUUUAACUGAAACACGUUCUUUCCCUCAAAGAACUCUCUAAAUGCAACUUCUUGCUGGACUCCUCACCUGUCAUCAUGUCAGAAACCCUUACUAGACCUAUGUAUUUAGGGAGAUUUGUCAGAAAACAUUUUUAACUUGCAGUAUUUAAAAGAAUCAUAUUUACUGUUCUUAAAAUGUCAUUCAAAUGCAUGUAUUGUCUAUUGUUUGGGGAUGGGAACUAGUUUUGCAAAAAACACCUAAUGUUGUAUAAUAAUGCCCCGAUGAUCUUGCUGGUUAAAAAUACAGUAUUUUUGGCCAUAA